AUGGACGCACAAAAUUCCUCCACGUUGGUCAUUCUCUCACUCCCGCCCAAGACUUUUGUCGGCCUGGACCUCGUGUCGUUUAAUUCGUCACCCAACUUCCAAGGCAUCGCCAAAAUCCCGUGGGGUAUUCAUUUUCUGUACACCGGGACCGACGCCUCUUUAUCAAUCCGACAUGGAAGAUGGCUGGACCUGAGUUCGGCCAACCUGGUCCAAGUCCUGGGAUGGAACAGUGACGGAGAGACGCUCCAGGUUGUGGAUCCGAAUGAUCAGACGGCACAAAAUGCGAUCAAAUCGGUCUCCGAUGGUCGCGGACUAGUCGACUACGCCGCACUGCAAACCGCGACCUCGGAACUAUCCGCACGAGAGUCAAAGGACGACGAUGCGUCUCAAGCUGCAGCAGAAGGAGGCCGCGCAGAGAGCAUAGACUGGCCAGCCCUGACGACUCAUAUCUCCCCCUCCCUUCUCACGCGCAUCCUCUCUUCCGACUGGAUCAUCUCGUCAAUCUCCACUGCACCCAACGACACUGAGACCAUCCCCGGGCUAUCGCACCUCGAGGCCUCGAAUGCUCUCCACCAACUUCCCCUUUACCUGCUCCCGGUCAAUCUAAAGCAGACCUGGGCAGACGGGGACAUAGGCCGGACCAGGACCGACAGGGCGCGAGACCGGAGUUGGUACCUGGGGCAGUUGAUCGAACAAGCAGCGACCCGCCCCCCGUCGGGCGGCGGCGGCGGCGGAGACAAAGCAGCGGUAGGCGCACGGGCAGUCCUGGGCGAACUGCAAUUCUGCUUCCUGAUGGUGCUCACGCUCGCCAACUACAGCUGCUUCGAGCAGUGGAAGCGGCUCCUCACCGUCCUCUUCACCUGUCGCACCGCGCUGGACGAAACCGAGGCAUAUUUCGUGCAGGCAGUCAGAGUGCUGCGUCUGCAGAUAAAGCACGUAGACGAUGUCGAAGGCGGGCUUUUCGAGCUGAGAGACGAGUCUGCCAGCGCUUGGCUGAGGACGCUGUGGGCACGGUUCAGGGGGUUGGUGGACGACUCGGAAAAGGGGCUAAGGGAGUCGUUGAAAAGGGAAGUCGAUGUCUUACAGAGAUUGUUCGAGGAAAAGUAUGGAUGGCAGAGUGAGAGGGAUAUGUUGAGGAGAGGGAUGUUGGAGCUGGAGGACGGCGAGAGGGUCGAGGUCACCAUGCCGGGAGUCGACGAAGACGAAGAGACCGGUGAGUAUGCGCCUGUUAUCGUCGAGACUUGA
Cladophialophora psammophila CBS 110553 is the source of this 1245-nucleotide messenger RNA. RefSeq lists its product as uncharacterized. Gene Ontology annotation, biological process: spliceosomal tri-snRNP complex assembly. The transcript has a single exon. The coding region runs from base 1 to 1245 and encodes 414 amino acids. The record is from RefSeq and is a predicted model, not a curated record. Lineage: Eukaryota; Fungi; Ascomycota; Eurotiomycetes; Chaetothyriales; Herpotrichiellaceae.